Messenger RNA from Phalacrocorax carbo (great cormorant), 3117 nucleotides. NCBI's taxonomy places the organism in Eukaryota, Metazoa, Chordata, Aves, Suliformes, Phalacrocoracidae. The record is from RefSeq and is a predicted model, not a curated record.
CCCGCCCCGCCCCGCCCCGCGCCGCGCCGCGCCGCCGCCGCCAUCGCCAUGCUGCUCUGGCGGUUCCUGGCGGCUCCGCGGGUGGUCCCCGCCCCCCGGCGGCUCUCGGCGGCCCCGCCGGGACAGCGACCGCCACCGCCACCGCCACCGGGGCGAAGCGGCGAUGGAGGCUGGGCCCUGCGGCCGCUCUACAUGGACGUCCAGGCUACCACGCCGCUGGAUCCCCGGGUCCUGGACAGCAUGCUCCCGUACCUGACAGCCUACUACGGCAACCCCCACUCCAGGACUCACGCCUAUGGCUGGGAGAGCGAGGCCGCCAUGGAGAAGGCAAGACGGCAAGUUGCAGACUUAAUAGGAGCUGAUUCAAGGGAAAUUAUAUUUACCAGUGGUGCAACAGAAUCAAAUAAUAUGGCAAUUAAGGGUGUUGCAAGGUUCUAUAAAUCCAGAAAAAAGCAUAUCAUUACUACGCAAACAGAGCACAAGUGUGUGUUGGAUUCUUGCCGUUCCUUGGAGACAGAAGGUUUUCGGGUCACAUAUCUACCUGUUAAAAAAAAUGGGCUCAUAGAUUUGAAGGAGUUGGAGGCUGCAUUCCAGCCAGAUACAAGUUUGGUUUCUGUAAUGACUGUGAAUAAUGAAAUAGGAGUAAAGCAGCCAAUUCAUGACAUUGGUGAGAUCUGCCGCGCGCAUAAGGUUUUCUUCCACACAGAUGCUGCACAAGCGGUUGGUAAAAUUCCUGUGGAUGUCAACGCCAUGAAAAUUGAUCUAAUGAGCAUCAGCGGCCAUAAAAUUUAUGGGCCCAAAGGGGUUGGCGCUAUCUAUGUUCGUCGUCGCCCACGUGUCAGGCUGGAACCCCUGCAAAGUGGGGGGGGCCAGGAGAGAGGACUGCGGUCUGGGACUGUGCCCACCCCUUUAGCAGUGGGCCUGGGGGCGGCGUGUGAAGUGGCACAGCAAGAGAUGGAGUAUGACCAUAAGCGAAUCUCACAACUGGCAGAACGACUGGUUACAAAAAUAAUGAAUGAAGUUCCUGAUGUGGUCAUGAAUGGAGAUAGAGAGCAACGCUAUCCAGGAUGCAUCAAUUUGUCUUUUGCAUAUGUGGAAGGGGAGAGUCUUCUGAUGGCUCUGAAAGAUGUGGCUCUGUCUUCAGGAAGUGCUUGCACGUCAGCUUCUCUGGAGCCGUCCUAUGUUUUGCGGGCAAUCGGAACAGAUGAAGACUUGGCUCACUCAUCUAUAAGGUUUGGCAUUGGUCGUUUCACUACAGAGGAAGAAGUAGAUUAUACUGUGCAGAAGUGCAUACAGCACGUUAAGAGGCUGAGGGAAAUGAGCCCCCUCUGGGAAAUGGUGCAGGAUGGAAUUGACCUCAAAAGCAUUAAAUGGACUCAGCACUGAGAAGACAUCGCUCUCUAUGGACUAGAUGUGGAUGUGGAUUAAAAUGCAUUUUCUGUACAUUCCUGAACAAAUUAUGCAGCACUUCUGUUUUUUGACAAUUGGAAUUUGACUAGAAAACUACCCUUUCUGAUCACAAAGUCUAAGAAGCCAAAAAUGAAACUAGUCUUUAUCCUGAAUAAAGGCAGGAUGAUGUAACACCCAUUGUAUUUAUAUUGACACAUACAGAAUUUUAUGCUAAAACUUAAUUUAUUUGGAAAUGUAUUUUCUAAUAAGAAAAUUAAAUCCCUGUUACACCGGGGCCAGUGGAAUCCUGGUGAGGGGUUGUUGCUUCUCAAUGUAAAACAUGUCGUAGAGGUAUUCUGUUUGCAGCACAGACCUAUUGCCAGGCCUCCCGUUCUUUCUGUUAGUGGCGGGCAUCCUGCGACAGCAGCUGGGUUUCUGCUGCUCAAAUGCAUUGUACUGCAAGAAUAUUGUACUUCAGAUAGGAAGCUUGGCAUUUCUGGAGGAAAAGCAUGUGUCACUGUGGCUAUGUGCCUUCACAGUUAAGUUGUACAUGCAGUUAACGGGGUUUUUUUCUGAAACUGUAUUUUUGGCUCUUUUUCCUUGAUUUUACCUUUUUUUGGGUGAUGCUUGUACAGACCAGUGUGCAUUAAUCCAUAACAUCCCUUGGCAUUGCAGCUUGACGCAGUGAUGAUGCACUUUGCUGUCCCCUCCAUUGUGCUUUUUCCAUGCAAUGUUUUUCUAAGUAAGGAAAGAAAACCUGAAUAACUGGGUGAGGGGGUGGGCAGAAUGUGUGAGCUUCAGCUGCAGUACCAGUUUAGCUGGAACUUGAGUGGUAGAGGUGGUGGGGAGAGCAGUUAAAGUGCAAUGUCUCAAUGCAGUUUGGGUUUUUUGUUUUGUUGUGGUUUUUUCUCCCCUUGUGAUGAGUCCUUAGCUGUUACUCAGGGUUUGCCUGUGGGCCCUUGGCCUCUGUCACUUCAGGGAGUCUUGCCCAUUUGAGCCUGGAUGUUUUGUCUGGAGAUAGGAACAUGCGGCUCUGGAUUUUUGUCUGCGUGACAGACUGUACUUCUGUCUGUCUAGAGACUUGCACGGGAAUCCAUUCCCUGCAAAUUCUGGGGGAAAGCAUCUGUUAGAAAGGGUUUGAUAGGACUAAUCCAUAUCAGCAUUUCUCCUUUCUUACCAUUGUUGAUCUUUCCAGUAGGAAACUUAACCCCGUAUUACACAGUGCCUUUGUUUCAGCUGCAUAAGUAGACAGCUCUCAAAUUAGUUUUGUUGACUCAUGGAUGCUGUAUUAGCUGCUGAAUUUAAUAUACUCUAUAGACAGUACAUCUUCAGUCCCGGACGGUAUCUACCUUGAGGACGAGCCACGCAAUGCAAAAGCUGAAGCUAAGUCUCACAAAGGUGAAUUGUGUCACGGAAGCUUGUUCUUUUUCUUUUGUAACCAAGGACAGAUUUGGUUUGUAAUGCAAAGCUAAUCCUCAGUUGUUCUAUUUGAAAUUACUAGCUUUAGCAGUUUCAAUAUUGUAGGGCUGGCACCUUCUAUUUCAUCACAACAUUUUUAAAACUACCGUAUGCAUAAGUAGGUUUUAGAGGUGGUGGUACAGACUGUGUUUUAUCCUUGGGCCAUACAUGUUUUCUGGAUUAAGCAUGUGAUAAAACUUUCCCAGCAUGUUUUAGAACUGUAUGUUUGUGUUUCAUGGAUGAUUAAAAAAAAUAUAGAUAAGACUUAAA